GGUUUGGGCCCAGCCCUCCCGGCGGCGGGGCCGGCUGCGCCGCUGUGCCAUGAGAGGCUUUAAACGGCAGGUGCGGGGGAGCCAGGCAGACGCGCAACCGGCGGCUGCUGCGGCCCGGCGGUAGCGGCGGGAGGGCGAGCCGGUGGACGGACGCCUUUCGGCUCGGCUCGGCUCGGCGGGAGCCGCGGCGGAGCGGAGCAUGUCGGUGGCGACCGGGGGCAGCGAGGCAGCGGCAGCGGGCGGCGGCGGCGGGAACCGGGUUUUCUUCCAGACCCCCCGCGGCGGCGGCGGCGGCGGCGGGAGCAGCUCCUCCGGCGGCUCCUCCCGGGAGGACUCGGUGUCGGCGGCGGCGGCCGUGGUGCAGGUCCAGCAGCGGCGCCACCAGCAGGGAAAAGUGACGGUGAAAUACGAUCGGAAGGAGCUGCGGAAGCGGCUGGUGCUGGAGGAGUGGAUCGUGGAGCAGCUGGGGCAGCUCUACGGCUGUGAGGAAGAAGAGAUGCCAGAUGUAGAAAUUGACAUUGAUGACCUUCUUGAUGCAGCCAAUGAAGAGGAGAGAGCUCUCAAAUUACAGGAAACUCUUGUAGAUUGCUACAAACCAACAGAGGAAUUUAUCAAAGAGCUGCUAACUCGGAUAAGAGGAAUGAGGAAACUCAGUCCCCCUCAAAAGAAGAGUAUAUAAAUAACUCAAAGUAGUAGCACUCUGUAAAAGACAUGGCAAGGGAAAUUGGACUUUGAAUACAAGACCUUUAUUAAAAUAGUUGUCUUUCUCCACAACUUUUUUGAUUUCAUUCAGUUUUGACUCAAGGAAUUUGUGUGUUUUAAGGGUUCUUUUUUAAGUGUCAGUUUUUUUAUCAAGAAUAUCAACAAUUUGGAUGCAGCUCAACUUUCACUUGAGGAUUACUGAAGCAAGUGAAGAAUCCAAGAGUUAGUGAUGAGGGGCAGCAAGCCUACGUGGUGAACCAGAAGAUCUUGUAAAUUUACAGAGCUAGGAGACUUCUCCUUGCAACUAGUUUGAUAACGUUUUUUUUUAAGUUGGUUGUACAUUUAACUCAUGGAUGUCAAGUUUCUUGUGCUUGUCUGUACAUAAACUAUACAGUGGGUUGUGAAUACUGUUUCACACGGAUAGAAGGAAAAGUUUCUUACAGUAAAUUAUUUAAAUGGUGGUUAUUGCAAAUUUGCUACCAGAAAGUACUGAUUUAGAUUACUAAAAUGAGUGCUGCCAUUUUUCUGAAUACCCUUAAAGCAGCCCAGUGAAGAAUUUCAUCAUAUCUCCUUGUUUAGACUGCAGCAUAUGACAACUGGGAAUUUUAAGGGCUUAAUUUGUAAACUUAAAGUUAUUUGAUUGACUUUGAUGCUUUGCCAGAUUGUUUCCUCUCUGCCUCAUGGUGUCUUGGAACUGUGGUAACCUAUACUGAACAAGGGCCUCCAGUGAUAUCUAGAGAAAUGUCUGUCACUGUUCAAAAGCUGCUUCACAGUGGAGGAAAGGCAAUGCUACCAAAAUGAAUUACAAGCACUGUCUUGCAUUUAGUGAUGAGGUCUUAAUCGAAUGCAGAUUCCUCUCCUAUUAAGGUAGGCAAAGAAUAUUAUAGUCUUUGUUUAUGGCUCUGCCCUGAGAAGUGGGGAGACUUCCUAACUUGGGCUCUCGUACUUGUAAAAGCAAGAACAGAAGAGAGAUCCCUGCUCCCUCCUGGAAAA
Molecule: messenger RNA, 1695 nt
Organism: Phalacrocorax carbo (great cormorant)
Lineage: Eukaryota; Metazoa; Chordata; Aves; Suliformes; Phalacrocoracidae
Source: RefSeq, a predicted model, not a curated record